AUGGAACAGAAUCAUCUGCAAGACAAUGUUGCUAUUAAAGUGACAGAUGAUCACUCAAAACCUCUAUGGGAGACAUCUUUAAAUACUCCAAGCCGGAGUGUUCUUCCUUCCGCAGCGGCCCUUUCUCACGCUCGCGCUUCUAUCAUCACCCAGCUUCCACUUAGCGGGCAAGGAUAUACGCACACAAAGGACCAUUUGUUCCAAGAUAUCGUUCCAGGUUUAAACGACAGCGCAACUAAUCCAGCUUACUACGGUUUUGUGACCGGCGGAGUCACACCAGCUGCUUUGCUAGCCGACAACGUCGUUUCUGUCUACGACCAGAACGUGUGUGUUCACCUCGUGGAUCACUCUGUUGCAACUGAUGUAGAGUAUGCCGCGCUGGGUUUACUGAAGGACUUAUUCGGGCUGGAGAAAAAGGAAUGGCCUCACGGAACAUUUACUACUGGUGCUACUGGCAGUAACGUGGUUGGACUGGCAUGUGGAAGGGAGUAUGUUUUGCGAAAGGCUGUUCAGAAAAAAAGGGGGAAUGGUGUUAUAGGAUCAAAGUCCAUCACAGAUAGCGUGGGAGAGUACGGCCUUAUGGCAGUUCUUGAGGCAGCGGGUUUAAAGGGCCUGCAGGUUCUCUCUACUCUACCACAUGCAUCAGUCGGAAAGGCUGCUGGGAUACUGGGCAUUGGCAGGGCGAAUGUCAAGUCCAUAAUCUCCCAAACCGCCGACGCUGAUGGUCAGCCUCUGAAGUUCGACUUCGAGUUACUUGAAAAAGAAUUGGCAAGGGACGACUUCGCCAGCAUCGUGUCUGUUUCUUGCGGCGAAGUGAAUACGGGACGCUUUGCAACCAAGGGACUAGAGGAAUUCAAACGCAUACGUGCACUAUGUGAUAAAUACGACGCAUGGUUACAUGUUGAUGCUGCUUUUGGAAUGUUCGGAAGAAUUCUAAACGAUGAUCCAGAGUUCGAUGUGAUUAAGAAAGGUGGAGAGGGAAUCGAGCUUGCAGACUCAAUUACCGGCGAUGGUCAUAAACUGUUGAACGUGCCAUACGACUGUGGAUUUUUCUUUUCUCGUCAUGGAGACGUGGCAGAGAAUGUAUUCCGGAAUCCUAAUGCUGCCUACCUCUCUUCUUCGGGCGGAGACUCUAUCCCAUCACCGCUAAGUAUAGGGGUUGAGAACUCAAGACGAUUUAGGGCAUUGCCUGUUUAUUCAACCCUUAUUGCAUACGGCAAAGAUGGCUAUCGUACUAUGGUGGAGAGACAGAUUAGGCUUGCUAGGCUGAUAACUGGCUGGCUAUAUGACCACCCAAAAUACACCGUCCUUGGAGGUGCUGGAUCUAAAGAGGAGCUGUUAGAUUCCACCUAUGUUAUUGUGCUCCUCAGGGCUAAGGACGAGAAGUUCAAUCUAGAAUUGACGAACGCAAUAAACGCUACAGGCAAGAUGUUUGUAUCUGGGACAAUGUGGGCCGGGGAGGCAGCAUGCAGAAUCGCGAUCUCAAACUGGAAAGUUCAAGUAGAAAGGGACUUUAUGGUCGUCAAGGAAGUUCUUGAUGGCCUUGUUCAAUGA
Messenger RNA from Arthroderma uncinatum, 1554 nucleotides. RefSeq lists its product as uncharacterized. NCBI's taxonomy places the organism in Eukaryota, Fungi, Ascomycota, Eurotiomycetes, Onygenales, Arthrodermataceae. Gene Ontology annotation, biological process: carboxylic acid metabolic process. Gene Ontology annotation, molecular function: carbon-carbon lyase activity; pyridoxal phosphate binding. Bases 1 to 1554 code for a protein of 517 amino acids. The record is from RefSeq and is a predicted model, not a curated record. The transcript has a single exon.